Messenger RNA from Neurospora hispaniola, 162 nucleotides. RefSeq lists its product as uncharacterized. NCBI's taxonomy places the organism in Eukaryota, Fungi, Ascomycota, Sordariomycetes, Sordariales, Sordariaceae. The record is from RefSeq and is a predicted model, not a curated record. The transcript has 2 exons. Bases 1 to 162 code for a protein of 53 amino acids.
AUGUCCAACGCUCUGACCCAGCAUGAUCCCAUCAUGCAGUCUUACAAAAAGAGACGCCUAGCCGAGGAAGCGGAGAGGCAGAGGGAGAAGAGAAGGCAGGAGCGGGAGAAGCAGAAGAAAGCGAAAGAGCUGGAGAAGGAAGCUGCUAAGGCGAGCAAGUAA